This is a messenger RNA of Choloepus didactylus (southern two-toed sloth), 1040 nucleotides long. RefSeq names its product NAD(P)HX epimerase (gene NAXE). Lineage: Eukaryota; Metazoa; Chordata; Mammalia; Pilosa; Megalonychidae. Gene Ontology annotation, molecular function: NAD(P)HX epimerase activity. The record is from RefSeq and is a predicted model, not a curated record. Bases 54 to 920 code for a protein of 288 amino acids. The transcript has 6 exons. Gene Ontology annotation, cellular component: mitochondrion.
CAUGCGCCGCGUCCGGGCCGCACCGGGCUGGGGGCGCGCGCUCUCUGGGCUGCAUGUCCCGGCUGCGGGCGCUGCUUGGGCUCGGGCUGCUGGUUGCUGGCUCGCGCCUACCGCGCGUCCGGCUCCAAGCCGGCUCCUGCCGCGCGAGACAUCUCUGGUGGGGGCAGCAGCGGCCGAUCUCGCGGGGCCUCGGGAACCCAGGGGCCAUGGCGAGCGCAGCAGUGAAGUUCCUGAGCCAGGAGGAGGCGCAGGCCGUGGACGAGGAGCUAUUUAACGAGUACCAGUUCAGCGUGGACCAGCUUAUGGAGCUGGCUGGGCUGAGCUGUGCCACAGCCAUUGCCAAGGCAUAUCCCCCCAAGUCCAUGUCCAGGAGCCUCCCUACUGUCCUGGUCAUCUGUGGCCCUGGGAAUAAUGGAGGAGAUGGCCUGGUCUGUGCUCGACACCUCAAACUCUUUGGCUACCAGCCAGCCAUCUAUUAUCCCAAAAGGCCCAACAAGCCACUCUUCACAGCGCUGGUGACCCAGUGUCAGAAAAUGGACAUCCCCUUUCUUGGUGAAAUGCCCCCAGAGCCCAUGCUGAUUGAUGAGCUGUAUGAUCUGGUGGUGGAUGCCAUCUUUGGUUUCAGCUUCAAGGGUGAUGUUCGGGAACCAUUUCGGAGCAUCCUGAGUGUCCUCAAUGGACUCACUAUACCUAUUGCCAGUAUCGACAUUCCCUCAGGAUGGGAUGUGGAGAAGGGAAACUCUGAUGGGAUCCAGCCAGACUUGCUCAUCUCCUUGACGGCACCCAAGAAGUCUGCAAUCCAUUUUACUGGUCGCUACCACUACUUGGGGGGACGUUUUGUGCCACCUGCUCUGGAAAAGAAGUACCAGUUGAACUUGCCAUCCUACCCUGACACUGAGUGUGUAUAUCGUCUGCAGUGAGGGAAGGUGGGUGGCAUUCUUCCCAAUAAAGACUUAGUGCCUCUCUUUCCCAGAACUGUGGGGUGCUGGGAGCUCUUCUGGCAAUAAAGGUUAACAGGUGGCUGGAGCCAGAGAACAAAA